Messenger RNA from Anolis carolinensis (green anole), 3137 nucleotides. It is a transcript of the gene prkag2, whose product is annotated as protein kinase AMP-activated non-catalytic subunit gamma 2. Gene Ontology annotation, biological process: regulation of catalytic activity; protein phosphorylation. Bases 708 to 2402 code for a protein of 564 amino acids. The record is from RefSeq and is a predicted model, not a curated record. The transcript is spliced from 16 exons. NCBI's taxonomy places the organism in Eukaryota, Metazoa, Chordata, Lepidosauria, Squamata, Anolidae. Gene Ontology annotation, cellular component: cytoplasm; nucleus; nucleotide-activated protein kinase complex. Gene Ontology annotation, molecular function: protein kinase binding; protein kinase regulator activity; AMP binding.
UCUCUCUUUCCCUCCUCCUCUUUUUUGGGUAGAUCAGCAGCUGUCAGAAGAGUCUCCUUGCAAAGCCCGAAAGAGGAACCCGACCCAAGGCUCUCUCUGCUUUUCUCCUCCCUCUUUUUUCAGCACCCGCCUUGGCUGGGAGUCUUGUUUUGCAGCACGAAGAGGAAACCAGAUUUUCAAGUAGAAUUGCAUCUCUUUGCUCCGAGUUCCUUCUCCUGCCUGGCAGCCAAGGAGAAGGGCUUGGGCAAAAGCCAGAGAGAAAGAGUGAGUGGCGCUUCAAGGCACUAUUGAUUCCCUUCUCUGCCUUUUUUCCGCUUUGCUCCCAUGCAUUUUCAGACUUCCUCCCUUCUGGCAGCCUGAGCGAAAGGAGAUGCCCACCUGGCAACUUUACCAACCGCUCAGCAUCAGCUCUUUCUGACAAGGGACAGGAUUCCCUCCAGACUCAGUGUCCCAAAGGUUGCCAGGACUGGUGCUCCUCCUUCCAGACCAUGGAUGGAACAAGCUUCUUGCACCUUUUUGUCAACCUAUCCUUUGCUCAUCAAACUUUCACCUUCUGCUGACAUCCCUCCCCUUUUUUCCUGAGACUCUACAAAAAAGAAACCCUCAGCAGAUACCCAGAAGGGCUUUGCAUCUGAGACAACCUUGCUGGACUGACUCUUCAGAUCAGAGUCGGUCUGCUGGGUCUGAAUUGAGGUGGCACCAAAGAAAUGGGGAGCACUGCCAUGGACACCAAGAAGAAGAAAGAUGCCUCUUCCAGCAGCGGCUGCAAGAAAAGCUCCGGCCAGAAGAAGCGCUUGUUGCGAGUCCACAUCCCAGAUCUCAGCUCAUUUGCCAUGCCGUUCCUGGAUGGAGAUAUGGACAAUUCAGAGAAACAUGCCUCACGAAAGACAGAAGACAACUACACCACAGGCAGCCCUUCCAGAGGACUUUUCUCAAAGGGGCUCCAGAACCGGCCUUCCAGCCCAGCCUCUGCUCCGGUCAAAUCUAAGCAUAGCCCAGGUUCACCCAAAACAGUGUUCCCUUUCCCGUACCAGGAGUCCCCGCCUCGCUCCCCGCGCCGCAUGAGCUUCAGCGGCAUCUUCCGCUCCUCCUCCAAGGACUCUUCCUCCCCGGCCUCCAACCCAUCUACCUCCCCUGGCGGGAUCAAGUUCUUCUCCAGAUCAAGAAAAACCUCUGGCCUGUCCUCUUCUCCAUCAACCCCAACGCAAGCGACCAAACAGCCAACAUUUCCUCUGGAAUCCUACAAACAUGAACCUGAAAGGCUAGAAACACGGAUCUACACGCCCUCCUCUCCUCCGGACACCGGCCAGAGGCUCGGUCAGCCUCCCGGACAAAGCGUGGCCAAGCCCCCCACCCCAGCGCCCACCCCCUGUGCUACCUCAAAAGCAGCGGCAGCAGCCUCCUCCUCCGAAGGGAUGCUGGAGAAACUGGAGCUCGAGGAUGAAGCUGUUGGAGAAUCAGAAAGUGAUAUCUACAUGCGUUUUAUGAGGUCGCACAAGUGUUAUGAUAUUGUCCCAACCAGUUCAAAACUUGUUGUUUUUGACACUACGCUACAGGUUAAGAAGGCUUUCUUUGCCUUGGUGGCAAAUGGUGUUCGAGCAGCACCGCUGUGGGAGAGUAAAAAACAAAGUUUCGUAGGAAUGUUGACUAUUACAGAUUUCAUUAAUAUAUUACAUAGAUAUUACAAAUCUCCAAUGGUACAAAUCUAUGAAUUAGAGGAGCACAAGAUUGAAACAUGGAGAGAGCUUUAUUUGCAAGAAACCUUUAAGCCUUUAGUGAAUAUUUCACCAGAUGCAAGCCUUUAUGAUGCUGUGUAUUCACUGAUCAAAAACAAAAUCCACAGAUUGCCAGUUAUUGAUCCUGUGAGUGGAAAUGCACUUUAUAUCCUUACCCAUAAAAGAAUACUCAAGUUUCUCCAGCUUUUUGUGUCAGAAAUGCCAAAGCCUGCCUUUAUGAAGAAAAAUCUGGAUGAACUUGGGAUAGGAACUUACCAUAAUAUCGCCUUUAUACACCCGGACACUCCUAUCAUUAAAGCUUUGAAUAUAUUUGUAGAUAGAAGGAUAUCAGCACUACCUGUUGUGGAUGAAUCAGGAAAAGUUGUAGAUAUUUAUUCCAAAUUUGAUGUAAUUAAUCUUGCUGCUGAAAAAACUUAUAAUAACUUAGAUAUCACGGUGACGCAAGCCCUCCAACACCGCUCUCAGUAUUUUGAAGGUGUUGUGAAAUGCAGUAAGCUGGAAACACUGGAGACCAUUGUGGAUCGGAUAGUAAAAGCCGAGGUUCAUCGGUUGGUGGUAGUGAAUGAAGCCGAUAGUAUUGUUGGUAUCAUCUCCCUCUCUGACAUCCUACAAGCACUAGUGCUUUCUCCCACAGGUGCCAUACAAAAGGAAGGCGAAGCUGAAUGAUUGCUGUGAACACGCACACUUUUGUAGGAGAACUUGAAUAAAGUUACGGGGUAAUCUUUGCCUGCAGAGCACAGAUGGCAAUAGAGAAGAGCCAAAUGGUGAUGAGAAUGUAUGUGUAUUGGACUGUGUGAUGGGUAGCUAGUCUAUUAUUCCCCAGUGACUGUCGCAAAGACGCAGCAUGACAAAAAGCUUAUGUAUUACAUAUAGGCUUGCAUUUCAAACCGUUUGCUGAAAGACUUCACAUGGUGUCCAUCGGAAAUGCACUGUAACCUGAAAACAAUACCUUUUUUCUGCAUUUGAUCGAAGUCACUGGUCCGCAGCAGAUCUCUGACAUAAGGCAAGUGUAUGGCAUAUUCAUAUCAUAGUGCCUUAUGUCAAAAAGCCAACAAUAUGUCAUCACUGUUACCCAUCAUGAUAAGAGGGGAAGUAUUUGUGUGAAACGAGACACUGUAUUUGAAUAUUCAAGUCGGUCAAGUUAAAGAAACCAAAUCAGUUUCAGUUAUCAUUAGUUUUGUCAUGAAAGUUGUACUUUGAAUAUCGGUAGAUUACUUUAAAACUUCAAUGACAAUUUUUUGUGUGUUUAUAAAUGUUGCAUCCUGAACAGAGAUGGUAAAGCGAGACUGAUCUAAAACCAGCUUUAUUUAUUUUUAUUUUCUGCAAUUUUUUACACAUCUUUGGUGGAUAGCUAAAAUUUCACCAUAUUCAUUAAUAAAAACAUUGAUUGUUAUAUAAGAA